CAGAGGUCGCAGGGCAAAAAAACCGCGAGGAGCCAAAAUUUGUAGAAAUGUUUGUACACUUUAACUCUGUUCAUUUACUCCAGUGAUAUAUCACUGUUUAUGUACAGUUUGAGUUCACUUCUUCAUUUACAAACUUACUAUGAUUCAUCGAAAUUCCACGCUGGAUCCGUUACGUUUGGGUACAGUAACGCCUGCCCUCGUUUGUGACCAGAAACGUCGUGCGCGGGCUAAUACUGCUGGGCGUCCGGUUCGGAAGGAGUCGGACUCCCGGCACGCGCCCUGGAGCUCGAGUGAGGCACCUUCACAUCUGGAAACUAAACCAGUGAUCCAGGACAAUGUGGGACAACAUGUGGAAAAGGCGACUACAGAUGACCCACCAAAGAAAGUCGACCAAUCCAUUAACCGCAACCCUCCAGAUUCCACAGGAGGUUGUAAGAGUUGGCCAGUUUGUCGUACGCAGGCUGGAAAACGAGCAGAUAUCGUUUCCCUGAGGAAGCAUCUGGGCCACGCCAGGCUUUUGUCAUCAGCAAUUAAGGGGGGCCAAAGCUACUUCCACCUCUUGCAGAAAGAGGAACAGGAGGAGCAGGCGAAAGUGGAAAGGCAGCGGAUGAGCAGGGAGGAGCAGCGGAAAACAGAGCCACGACCUCCCAGUUUCUCCUCUGACUCCGACAGCGAUUCAGAAGGGUGGCCUCUGCCUGCAGGAAGCAGCUGGUCAGGUGUGAAUGAAGCCCGGCCACGCAGGAAGAAGAACCAGUCAGCACGACCUUUCACCCCUGUCCAUCACUCCCUGACCUCCCCUCUGCUGAGCCAAGCACCGAGGAAGGUCAUCUACCGCCAGCUCUGCUGUCUGAAUUGGCUGCUGGAGGCCUUGACUCUGGAUCGCUCUGGCAGAGUCGGCCCGCUCACCGCCUGCUGGGACCCCAAAGACCCUGGCCGAGGCAGGACCACGAUAAAGAUGCUGAAAAAAGAAAGAGCCAUUGAGAACAAAUGGGAGCAGUUUGUUUCAACCAAGCCUCGGAGAGCUCAUCCCAGGCGCCCUCGUAGCUCCUCUGCUCGCCUCCACACCCACAGGGAGUCUUCCUUCAUGAGUGGGGCCUCCCUCUCUGCCCUCACCCCCACCCCUGUGGGCAGCAGUGUGUCCUCUCUGGUCCCCGGUGCUGAGGAGGACACAGAGUCUCCAGGAGCACCUAGGGAGACAGACCGGCCUCCCUCAGAGUGUCUUCGCACACUGUCUGAUGACCAGAAAGUCAAGAAAGAGAGCCAAAGCUCACAAACCAGCAGAAGGCUGGUUAACGAGAUGUCUCAGAGCUACGUCGACAUCCUGGAGCUCAAAGCCAGGGAGAGGUUAAAUAGCGGUCUCCAGAGGUAUCGAGCCCUGUGUCACGUGACCGAAUCCCAUGGCCUUCCUCAUCAUGUGACCUGUGUGUCUCAAGAGACAGAGGCUCCAAACAAGAACAAUAAAAACAAGCACAGCACCAAUAUGUGGCUGUCCACUCUGCUGGGCAGCCUGCCUGAGGAGGUGUGCAGGGAGCGAGCGGUGAGCCGGGUGCUGGAGAAGCUUACUGGCUUUGCAGAGCAGCAGACCCUCAGGGUUCGGCCACAGAUCCUCCUGAAGGUGCUGGGGGGUCUGGAGCCGUGGGAGCUCUGUCUUCCUGAGCUUUGUGUGGCCAUCCAGAUUGCCACGGAGCAUGUGGUCCAGAUGCCCAGGGAGGAGUACAGUGCCUGGCUGUGCUCAAGGGUCACCCUGCCCCCACAGUACCACUGUGACCCUCAAACACCAGGUGACCACGCUCUUUUAAGACCUGGAGGAAGGCUACAGGCAUGGACAAAUAGAUGAAGGGAACAAAGGCACACCAGAGUUGUAAAUUAAAUGUGAGCUCAAGGCUGAAUUAGCCCAAAAUAAGCCUUUAAAGUAAGGGCAAAGGCUGAUAAAAGUGAUAAGUAGGAGUAGUUAUUUUGCAUUUGCACAUUAUCACUGUUCACUCAAAAGGAGUUAUGUUGUGCACCACACAACCAGCAGCAGAGUCAACUUGAGACACAUCACUGCAUCAACAAUAAGUAACAAAUAACACACACAAAAAAACGUGAAAGUUAGAAGACGUAAUUGUUAUUUUUUCAUAGUUGAAUAAAAAUUGGCCAAAGAAAAGGAAGGAUUAGAUUAAAGGUACAGGUUUUAUACCCUAAUAGGCACGUGGUAAAUGCAUGUGUACAGGAUAAACAAUACAGGUACACACAAGAAGGGGGAAGCAGGAAGUAGCACUGGUGCAAACCUUUCAAUCUAUAGUCAAGGGUUACAAAAAGAGCAACUAAAUACCUUCCUUUCUAACAUAUUUCCCUGUAAUGCUCCAGUGAUAACUUACAAGAUCACAUGUCACAUGUUGGUAAAAUCAUUGGUUCUUUAGUGCUGUGUGCUGGAUGAAGUUUUUCUGUAUGUGGCACUUUUCAUUGUCAGUUUUGUUAUGGCAGCCAUUGCCAUAGCCAACUACCCAGUUCUUCUGUUAUUCAUUCUAAACAGACCACUGUAGAUGUUGCCAAAUGUGAAAUUCGUUGUAAAACCCACCCCUUCCUGUUUGCAGGAACAUUUUUCCUGGAAAGACCUACUUGACUCAGUGUUUAGACCACCAAAUGUGCUUUAAAAGCUUUUUAGAACUGGCUAGUGUGAAUCACUAUCACACACAGUACAGUAUUUUCUGUCUGUAGAGAGCAGUUAAACAGACAUUUACAUGAAAGUAUAAAAGGCCACUAUUUUAAAUACCUCUGUUGACCCCAGUUGACAUAAACAAUCCAAUUGGGUAAUGGAUGAACAAUCUAAUAUACUGACACUGAGUUGUGCUGUUGAACUCAGUCAAACACUCACAGUUGCCUUUAACCCCGCCUCGUCUCCUGAUGGGUUUGUGAAUAAAAGAGGCUGACCUUCAGCUCUGCCUGUUAGAUAAGAAUAAUGAACUCCCUUUUCAUUGCCUUGAUCAGCAUUUUGGAGGAAAUAACUGUGAAUGUUUGAACUUAAUGUGGAAUAGAGACUUUCAAACGCGAUAUAUAUCAUGUAUUAUUGCAAAAAGCAGACCAUAUGCUAAUAUAAGUGAUAUAUUACAGUAGUAACUACUCCUUUUUGAAAACAACUUCUAGUCCUCCUUUUUUGAUAACAUGUACUGUAUUCUUAUCCACAUGAAAUGGGGCAGGGCAUAUCUACACGUGUGUGUGUGUGUGUGUGUGUG
Molecule: messenger RNA, 3215 nt
Organism: Perca fluviatilis (European perch)
Lineage: Eukaryota; Metazoa; Chordata; Actinopteri; Perciformes; Percidae
Product: coiled-coil domain-containing protein 60-like
Exons: 14
Coding region: 140-1837 (565 amino acids)
Source: RefSeq, a predicted model, not a curated record